GCUCUAAGUAGCCUCAACCCCACCGAGCAAUUACUCACCUACGGAGUAUUGUUAAAGAGCUCUACCCUGUCCUUAGGUCCCGCCGCAUACCCCGGGCAUCGUGGCAUCCUAACCAAAAAGGGCCCUUCGAUCUUCCUUUUCCUCAGUCACUACAGUUCCCAACACGAUAACCAACUUCAGUUUGAUGGUUGUGGGCCAGGCAACAGAUCGUUCCAUCCCUGCGUUGUCACCAAAUCCCACAUAGCGGAGCCGCGAAAGUGUCAACACAAAGGUAUUGCCAAAGAUUCUAGAACACGUCAUAUCAGCCCCCAGAUAAGGCCGAUCGCGUUUCAGCCUCGCACCCAAUAUUACGCAGUCGUGGCAGUUUCUUGUGUCUCUGAGACGUCCCACUGAUCAUCUGCCCCUGACCUCAACUGGAUAAACCAUGGCCUGAUGGGAUGGUCCAUAGCCUUGAACUCGCCAUCGGCCUCCACUUCACUGUCCAUCGAUCGUGGCACCCGACCAGGGAUCAGAGCAGAUCACAAAUCUGGUAGCCAUCACGCCUCUCAUGUCGACCUCGGACCAACAUGCCAGUGAGGCAGCAAGCAGUCAAGCCUUGCCCUCAGAGGAUGGUCCCGAUCUAAUUGAUUUGGAGUCGCAAGAGCAAGGACACACGGUACCGCAGGACGCCCAGGGGCCGCCGUCCGCCGAUACCACGUCCACCCCAACACAUCAUGUUUAUCGUGACCCAGAACCCACACAGCAGCUUCAAGACCUUCGGCUCGCCGACGCUGAUUCCCGCCAAGCGGCGCCCGACACUUCUACCAAGACUCUUCCUUCUACACCCCCUCCACCUGAACCACCCUCCCAACGAGAAAAGCCGUACCGAGACCCUACUCCCAAGACGCCCACCAUCUCACGCCAUCCUUCGGUCCGACAGUCACCAGUGGAGGAAGAAUAUGACGAGAAAGAUGGCCCCGAUCAUCAAGAUACGAAUGACCGCGUGUCGGAUCGAAGAAGCAAAAGCGAAAAUGAGGCCGAGUCAGAGUCAGAGAUACAGAGCAUUAUGGAUCAAUUCGACGAUGCGUCAGCAGCUCCCACUAAAGAAGAUAUAAUGUCCCCCAGACAUGAGUUUACAGGACCGAUCUUGGGGACGGGGACUGGAUUUCCACCGCGAAGAUCCAGCCUCGAUCACAUUAGGUCAAGAGAUAUGGAUGCGAUUGCUUCGUCCCCGGUGGCAUCGACAUCGGAAAACCCAUUGGCAUCCCCGUCGCCCGCCCCGCCUAGCGAGCAAGCUUCCUUGAAAAGCCCAGGGGCCGGGUCGACGACAUCACUCUCCACCUUGAGGCUUCCACCAGAGCCUGAGCCAGAACUUCCCUUUGACUUUCACCGCUUUCUCGAACAGCUGCGACACAAGUCUGCCGACCCAGUGGCGAAGUUCCUGCGAUCAUUCCUGACUGAAUUUGGGAAGAAGCAGUGGAUGGUGCACGAGCAAGUCAAGAUCAUUGGGGAUUUCCUGGCGUUCAUUACCAACAAAAUGGCCGUAUGUGAUGUGUGGCGGGAGGUUUCCGACAAUGAGUUUGAUAAUGCCAAGGAGGGCAUGGAGAAGCUGGUCAUGAAUCGAUUGUACUCACAAACAUUCUCUCCAGCUAUCUCACCACCAGCGCAACCAGCACGAUCACGGUCACGAGGGAGGAGGAAGGACGCGGAAAAAGCGCUUCUCCCUGGUCGACGUGGUCAACACCAAGAAGAUGUCGAACGAGACGAGAUCUUGAGCCAGAAAAUCCGCAUCUACAGCUGGAUCCGAGAAGAACAUUUGGACCUGGUUCCAGUGGGCUCCAAUGGUGAAAGGUUUCUGCGACUGGCUCAGCAGGAGCUCCUCAAGAUCAAAGGCUACCGGGCUCCGCGAGACAAGGUGAUUUGCGUGUUGAAUUGCUGCAAGGUGAUCUUUGGGCUGCUGAAGAAUGCCAAAAGCUCCGACACAUCAGCGGACUCUUUCGUGCCCCUUUUAAUUUACGUGGUCCUCCAGGCGAAUCCUGAACAUCUCGUGUCCAACAUUCAAUAUAUUCUCCGCUUCCGAAACCAGGACAAACUGGGCGGGGAAGCAGGAUACUAUCUAUCGUCACUAUCUGGAGCUAUCCAAUUCAUUGAAAGCCUGGAUCGGACAACGCUCACUGUUUCAGACGACGAAUUUGAGCGUAAUGUGGAACAGGCAGUAUCAGAGAUUGCUGCGCAGAACCGCUCUGCCGAAGAGGCGGCGAGUCCCCGUGUGGGGGCAAGCGAAAAGUCACUCAUGGGCGGCACAGACCUCACUCCCCGGAAUUCGAUCGAGGCAUCGUCGAGUAGCCCAACUCGCCGAGAUGUGCGAGGGGGACCAAGCAACUCAGAUAUGACAGGUGAUGAUAGUGUGGCAGGUCUGCUGCGCAGCAUUCAACGUCCACUUACAUCAAUUGGUCGCAUCUUCUCGGACCAGGACAGCUCACAAGAGCGACGGGCGAGCCCAGCGCCGACCCAACAGGCCCCAAGGCUGAGCCCUGCGGUUUUUCAACCACCACGCCAGGGAAACACCUCGCCGGCUUCGUAUGACGCACAAGAGGCAGCCGCACGACAGGCCAGCGCCGAGGCAGCCGAGGCACGACGCAUUCAGCAAGCAGAGCAUCGGACGGUAGUUGAGACGCUGUGUGGCAUGUUCCCGAAUCUGGACCAAGAGGUUAUUGACGAUGUUGUCCGGCAGAAACAGGGACGGGUGGGCCUUGCGGUGGAUGCAUGUUUGGCGUUGACCGCUGGAAGUUAGCGAAGGGUGGGUAAAAUAGAUAGACAUGGAGAUCAUAUAGGAGAAUGCUUGACACAUCGGUACCAGGAGAUGAGCCCCCAGCACAAAUCUACGGAGUACAUGACAGCAGCUUGAAAAGAUCGACCUCCCAAUCGCGGUUGAGGAGAUUUUUGAGUUUCUUGAAGACAUUGAAAAUCUUGAAGCUUUUAUGCACCUGUGCAGGAGUUGCUUCAUCUUUAUCGAGGUUUCUUUCCACUCAUGUUCGCACACAAUGCAACGGAUGGGCUGUAUUUGCAGUCAGCUGGAAUCCCUACCAACUGACUGAUAUCUGGACUGGGCCUGGCUGUGGUUGAGGACGAGCGAACAGAGCAUGAUGGAUCGUGAGCAACCCCCUUGGGCAAACAUGACUUUGGGACUUUGGGCCAUUUCAAGCUUUAGGGUUCCCCCUAGACACCAAAAUCACACCAAAGUCGCCCUUUAGCGGCACUUGCUCCAGGCUUCUCCAAGGUUGAUGCGACGCGUCUUGGGGGAGAAGGGGGG
This is a messenger RNA of Exophiala mesophila, 3292 nucleotides long. RefSeq lists its product as uncharacterized. Gene Ontology annotation, molecular function: small GTPase binding; ubiquitin binding; guanyl-nucleotide exchange factor activity. Lineage: Eukaryota; Fungi; Ascomycota; Eurotiomycetes; Chaetothyriales; Herpotrichiellaceae. Gene Ontology annotation, cellular component: cytosol; endocytic vesicle. Gene Ontology annotation, biological process: vesicle-mediated transport. The record is from RefSeq and is a predicted model, not a curated record. Bases 548 to 2773 code for a protein of 741 amino acids. The transcript has 2 exons.